AUGUACCACUACCUUGGUGUGUUCACUCUUCUUGCCGUGGUGCCUACAGUGGCUAGUUACUGUAAAUGCGUUCCAGGUCAAGAAUGUUGGCCUUCCGAAGACCAGUGGGCACGAUUCAAUUAUUCGAUAAAUUCUCAGCUGAUCGCUACAAAUCCGGUAGCUUCACCCUGUUACCGCGGUACACUUUCGGACAACAAAACAUGCGACAUGAUUGCUCGCAGUUGGUCUAGCGCAGAUUUUCAGUCUUCGCAGCCAAUUGGAUAUGCAUACCCAUUGAACAACUCAUGUCCGUUGGUCAUCUCAACCUCCCCAUUACCAGAGUCACAGUGUACAGUGGGCGGCUUUCCGACAUUUGCUGUCAAUGUUACAUCAGAAGAUCACAUCGUAGAUACCAUUCAAUUCGCUAAACUCAAUAACAUCAGGGCUGUUUUGAAAUCCACCGGACAUGACUUUCUCCAAAGGUCGACAGGGCAUGGGAGUAUUUCCAUUUGGCUCCGUCAUUUGAGGCAAGGCUUCACUUUUAAUAAUCACAAGGUCAUACAGGAUUGUUUCGGGACAGUUUGGAACGGAAGCACGCUUACGAUUAGAGGAUCAUAUGCUUGGUCAGACCUCUAUGAAGCCGCAGCUCAAAACGAUGUCAUACUCGUCGGAGGCAACAAUGAAGGGCCGAGUAGUACUGGUGGUUGGGUUCAAGGAGGAGGCCACAGUCCUGUCACACGAUACUACGGCCUUGGGGCGAACCAAGUACUUUCUGCCAGAGUUAUAUUAGCCUCUGGCGAAAUUGUCCAAGCCAACAGAUGCACGAAUAGUGAUUUAUUCUACGCUAUUCGUGGUGGGGGCGGCGGAACUUUUGGUGUUGUUACUGAGAUGACCGUCAAGACAUAUCCAUCAAGAAACGUCACUGUCGCAAAAUUGACAAUUGAAUCACAGGGCGAAGAUACUAUCGCGGGAUUUCUUGAUGCUGUGACCGAGGUGUACGCAUCAUACCCUAGGCUUUCCCUGAAAGGAUUCGCCGGGUAUGGCUACUGGUCCGCACAUGUCACGCCUAGCGGGAACGUGACCAAACCUGCCCACAGUUUCCAACAGUCUUUUAUCAUGCUUGGUGUCUCCUUACAGCAUGCACAAGAGUCGUUCUCUAGUCUGAGUAACAGCCUUGCACGCAACCAGUCUAACAGGGGUGUCCAAGUUUCAAUAUCAUGGCAUACCUACUACAAGUAUGCUUCCUACUACAAAUCGAAGGAUGACACAGUCGCGAGGGUUGGUUCUGUUUCAGCUCUUUCCUCUCGUCUUUUGGACGCAGAGGCACUUUCACAGAAUAUUACAAAGCUUCGUCGAGCUAUGGAUGUUAUGGCAGGGUCUCCUGGCAAACCUGUCUAUCAUACCAUCGUGCACCACGGCAUGGAGCUAUCUGAAAAGUCACUAGGAAGAGAUGGGUCUGGGGUUCAGCCUGGCUGGUAUCGUUCUGUUAUCCUGGACAUAUUUGAAAGAGCAAUGAAUGGUACCCAAGUAAGCCAAAAUCUCGAUGCGUUUGCACACUUGCGCCAGGUGCUCACACCAACCUAUCGCGAGUUAUCACCAAAAACUGGAACUUAUAUGAAUGAAGCCGACUGGGGGGACUUGAACUGGCAAGAAGAUUUCUUUGGCUCACAAUGGAAGAAUCUAAGCACAGUGAAAGCAAAAUAUGACCCUAACGGGGUCUUCUACUGUGAAACUUGUGUCGGCAGCGACGAAUGGCAUAUUAAUAAUGGCGGUGCAUUAUGCCAGGUUUAG
Bipolaris zeicola 26-R-13 is the source of this 1770-nucleotide messenger RNA. RefSeq lists its product as uncharacterized. Gene Ontology annotation, molecular function: oxidoreductase activity; FAD binding. NCBI's taxonomy places the organism in Eukaryota, Fungi, Ascomycota, Dothideomycetes, Pleosporales, Pleosporaceae. The coding region runs from base 1 to 1770 and encodes 589 amino acids. The record is from RefSeq and is a predicted model, not a curated record. The transcript has 4 exons.